GGUUCGAAACUCCUCAAGGAAAUACAAGCCUCUGCUUUUUCCAUCGCGGACGGAAGUUCGAAACUCCCCAAUCUCACUUUCGCGCACCGAUCACCAUGGAAGCCGCUCGUAAACGGCGAGGAAGGAGAGAGCCACCGGCGCCGGCGGCCGAUCCGAACGAGGACGGGAGCUCGAUGCGAGCCGUCGAGCAAGACGCGACGCCGUUGCUGAAGUAUCGCCGGAGCAAUCCCGGGGUCCGCGUCUGGCCGUUCGAUCGCUCCGUCGAGAAUCACUUCAGGGCGGUGGACUUGGCCGCGGAGCUCUGCGGCGAAGCACGCGUCGGCGCUCUCGACGAUGGCGAGGUCGCGAGGUUGGCCUCUUCGAUCGCUUUCUCAAGUGCUGCCAACGUGGAAUGGAGAUUCUUGAACUAUGAACCAGGGGUUAUCAAAUUUGCUAAGGAAACACGGAGUUUGCAGGAACAGGAUGCUGGCAUUGAGGUAACCUUGCCACCUUUCUCGUCUGCAGCUGUUCCUCAGGAUUCUCUGGAAGCUAAGUCGCUAGACACUCAAGCAACCAAAAUGGUCGUUCCUAAGGAUAAUGGACCCCACGCAGGAUGGAACAGCAAAGAUUUUGUCGUUUAUGUUGGAGGUUCAGUUUGGGCUCUGGAUUGGUGUCCCAGAGUUUGCCACAGAUCUGAAUAUCAGGCUAAAAAUGAGUUCAUAGCUGUCGCUGCUCAUCCUUGGGGAUCUUCUCAGCACAAAUUAGGUGCCCCACUUACUGGCAGAGGUGACAUUCAAAUAUGGUCUCUUCUUAACGUAUGUGGAGAUGAGGAAGAGGCGUCUUUAGCGGAAAAGCCUAGACAAAGGCGUGUAAAUUCACAAUCCCUAAAAGAGAAAUCAUCUCAGCCCCCAAGACCUAAGGGAAGACCUAGAAAGAAGCCCUUAGAAAGACCUUCUGAUGACUUGAAUUGCAACAGUCAAUUUGGUCAGGCUCUUGCAGGUGACUUUCUGGAGAAGACACCAGUAUCAUAUACUUUAGAUGGGGUUUCUGGGGUUCUCAGUGCCCAAGUUACAGGGAAAGAUUCUGGCCAAAAACAAAGAAGUAGAGAAGCAGCAGGAUCCCCAAAUACUAGUAGAAGGUUAAAUAAUGUCGGUGGUGUGGAAAGCUGUCAUGUCGAUGAACCUGUGUCAAUAAUGACGGAAAAUGAGGAAAGAUUCUUGCCCUGUAUAAAUCAGCAAGGUCAAUCUGACUUCAGAGAGUGUUCUGCAGCGAGUAAUGCUGUUGGAUGUAAUAGCAGAUCGAGCUCGGGUACUUUAAUAUCGGAGGAUGUCGCCGCACCAAGGUUGGUGUUUUGCCUUGCUCACAGUGGUAAAGUUGCGUGGGACGUGAAAUGGCGGCCAUCUGAUAUGCAUGAAACCAAAUGCACACAUCUGAUGGGCUAUCUGGCCGUUCUGCUGGGGAAUGGGUCUCUAGAAGUGUGGGAGGUUCCACUGCCUCAAACAGUGAAAGUUAUUUAUUCUCUUACUCAAAGGGAGGAUACUGAUCCUCGCUUUGUAAAACUGGAGCCAGUAUUUAGAUGCUCAACACUUAAAUCUGGUGGCAUACAGAGCAUCCCGCUGUCUGUGGAAUGGUCGACUGCUCACCCGCAUGAAUACUUGCUUGUCGGGUGCCAUGAUGGAACGGUAGCUUUGUGGAAAUUCUUUGCAAGUAAUUCAUCCAAAGAUACAAGGCCUUUGCUUCGUUUCACUGCAGAUACAGUUCCUGUCAGAGCAGUUGGUUGGGCCCCUUUUGGAAGUGAUCUUGAGAGUGUAAAUGUCAUAGUCACUGCUGGACAUGGAGGCAUCAAGUUCUGGGACAUGCGUGAUCCAUUUCAUCCCUUGUGGCACAUUCAUUCGGCGCCGAGGAAUAUCCUUAGCCUUGAUUGGCUGCCAGAUCCUAGAUGUGUUCUUUUAUCAUUUGAUGAUGGAACAGUGAGAUUUCUUAGCUUGUCAAGGUCUGCAUAUGAUGGUCCUCUCACUGGAAAACCUCUCUGUGGCACGAAACAAGGGUUGCAUACAUUGUACUGUUCAUCCUUUGCCAUCUGGAGUGUUCACGUCUCAAGACAUACUGGGAUGGUUGCCUAUAGUAGUGCUGAUGGGAACGUUUGCCAAUUCCAGCUCACCUCCAAGGCAGUGGACAAGGAUCCAUCACGACAUCGGGCCCCACAUUUCCUCUGUGCAUCUGUCGCAGAGGGGGGUUCAGCCAUUGUACUUAACAUGUCGCCAUCAGAUACACCCAUCACACUUGGAAAAUCACUUAAGGGGACCCCAAGUUCUACACGCGAAAUGUUAUCUGCAUCUCCCGAGGUGGAAGAAGCCAUGGAAAAUGAGGAGGAAGGACCAGCUCCAGAUGAGCAAACACUAGCACUGUGCUAUGGCGAUGAUCCAAGCGUGGAAUCGGGAUGGGAGGAGACAUUGGCAUCUUUCAAGAGCAAGAAGAACAAAAAGUCUGGAAAACUCAAUAAGAUUAAGCCUCGAGUCGAGAUGCAGAAAUACAAAGAGCCAGAGACGGCUCAUGAGGGAGCACCAAAGGCGGUUACUUGGAGUGAGUUUGAGACUUUCCCUCCUAAGAUUGUGGCGAUGCACAGAGUGAGAUGGAACAUGAAUAAAGGCAGCGAGAGAUGGUUAUGCUCCGGUGGUGCUGCCGGAAUAGUAAGGUGUCAAGAGAUAGAUAUGUCGAGUACAGAUCGAAAGUCAAAACGGAAAUGAGGAAACAGAGAUUUUCACCAGCGUGGUAAAUUUGAGGCUAUAUAUUUAGUUUUCGGUCCUCAUGCAAAUAUUUAUAUUGGGAAUCAACCAGUAAGUUUCUGAUGAGAACAAUUCAUGAUGCAAAGGCGACGUGGGAUAUACCAUGAA
Molecule: messenger RNA, 2873 nt
Organism: Syzygium oleosum
Lineage: Eukaryota; Viridiplantae; Streptophyta; Magnoliopsida; Myrtales; Myrtaceae
Exons: 16
Coding region: 96-2726 (876 amino acids)
Biological process (GO): transcription by RNA polymerase III
Cellular component (GO): transcription factor TFIIIC complex
Molecular function (GO): protein binding
Source: RefSeq, a predicted model, not a curated record